Wasmannia auropunctata (little fire ant) is the source of this 884-nucleotide messenger RNA. RefSeq lists its product as uncharacterized. Gene Ontology annotation, molecular function: protein binding. NCBI's taxonomy places the organism in Eukaryota, Metazoa, Arthropoda, Insecta, Hymenoptera, Formicidae. The transcript has 2 exons. The record is from RefSeq and is a predicted model, not a curated record. Bases 303 to 884 code for a protein of 193 amino acids.
UGCGACGGUCAGCUGAACGAGUUUUACUCUUCGAUCGCGCGGAAAUAUUUCCACCCCGGACUCCGAGUGCCAUAAAAAAAAAAAUCGAUUCUACCCGCGUUUGUUAAUUCAAACGUCGCAAAUUAUUCCGCUCUUCAUCUCCAAAUCGGAAUCAGAGCGCGAGAUUGUUGUCCUCGUUUGAAUAUUCCAAAUGCAGAAGACGUUAUGAAUAUACCGUAAUUCUCUUCUCGAGAGAAUAAAAAAAGAAGUGAUUCUGACUGAAGUGGCAAGAUCGAAGCACGAAGAAUAGAACUCAAAAGACAAUGGAUAAUCGCGGAAAACUAUUUCGCAAUCGGUGCGUGAUGCUGACAAUCGUCAUCCUGUAUGCGUUGGCUGUAUUUAUUAAGGCGGCCGAGAGCAGGCCUCACAUCAGGCACCACCGGGACGGCUCGCACUGCAGCAGAUGCGGUCCAGGCUGGGGCGCGAUUAGCCGUUGCGCUCGCGGCCGCGACACCGUGUGCGAGCGAUGCCCCGGCGGCACGUACAGCCCGCAUCACAGCACGCAGCCCUGCUGGAACUGCGCCAGAUGCGGCCCGGGCCUGUACGAGGCCCAUCCGUGCACGUUGCGCACCGACACCGUCUGCGACUCCUGUCACCGCGCCGCGCCGGACAAUCCGGACUACCGGCGCAAGUGCGAGGGCCGCGCGAGGUUCUUCCUCGCGCCGGAGGACGCGCAGAGCACCGCCGAGGAGAGCGUGCUGGUGAACGAGCCGGCUUACCGGUUCCAGCUGUACGACCGGGAGCGGGUACUCGAGAAGGACGUGGAGGCCGUCCUGAGGGACAAGGCGGCCGCCGGUUCGGAGGCCCUACAGAGGAUUCAACCACCGUCCGCCGGCGAGCAUUAA